AGCAACACAUGAGUUGCAAGACACCCAAGCAAAUCAUUUCAUCGUCUUCUUUGAUCAKCUUCUUCGCUACUAGCURCAGCCGGAAAUAAUCUGGUGAUUGGGGAACAAAAAUGAGGAAAAUGGCUGGCGCAACAAUAAAGGGAGCUUCCCGUUUYCUCCGAGGAUAUCGACCAGCGGCUUCCCUUGCGAAUUCUUCCUCUCUUUGUGCCCUACAGAACAUUUCGGGCUACCARAUUUCGAUGGCACCGUUUUGGUCGCCGUCAUGCUCGGURUCCACCCAAAGAUUCGCGUCUUCCGAGAGCGCAUCACCGCCGACUCGGCAGCGGCAACCAGCACCCCAAACCAAACCGCGGCAACGAAAGCGCCUCGACGUGGCCAUUGUUGGUCCACCUAAUGCCGGAAAGUCCCAGCUCGUAAACGUCCUCACCCAGUCGCCAAUUGCGGCGGUCUCGCGAAAACGGCACACGACCCGGUCCGACCUCUUGGGUGCCCGGACGAUCGGUGACACCCAGAUCGUCUUCAAGGACACGCCCGGCUUUUUGAGAAUAGAAAACGCAAAGGAAGAGCGACUGGACCGGGAUCUGAUUGCGACGGCAGCUUCUGAGAUGCAAGAUGUAGACUUCACGCUCUUGGUAUUGGACUCGGCUAGGAAAUUAUCCGAAAACUACCGGCACGCUCUGGUACAACUCAUGAUAGGCGCUAUAAAUUCCAAUGGCAGAAUCGAAGAUUCCGAUGACCUGGACGACGAAGARGACUCUGAUCGAACACCGAAGACCGCUCGCAACAGCAAGGACAAUGGAAGCAACAGUAAUAGCAAURUAAAUAGCAACAGGUACAACAAGGGGAAGUUUGCUAUCGUUUUGAACAAGGUGGAUCUGGUGAAACCUAAAAAGGAUCUGAUCUCUCUGGCAAUGGAUAUUGGUUCGAUGGCCGACGUCUGCCUAGAAGACCAAUUCAAAAAAAACGGCAAGCCAUUCGAUUUUGAAGCCCAACUAGAGCACUCGCCGAUUGUCUUCUACGUCUCGGCACUAAAGGAAGACGGAACCGACGACAUCAUGGAACACUUGCUGGAUCUUGCAACCCCCAGCCAAGAAUGGCCGGUGGAACCGGGAAGGGCUACCAACAUGACGGUCMAAGAGCAGGUCCAGGAAGUAAUUCGCGAAAAGAUAUAUCGAUCCACGCACCGGGAGGUCCCGCAUGCCGUGCAGCAGGUCAACAGAAUUUUUCGAAGAAUACCCAACAAAGGUGUGGUCAUUCACCAAGACCUAGUCGUCUUUACCAAGAGCCACCACAAGCUUGUGAUGGGAAGCGGUGGCGGACGCACCCUAAAACGAAUCCAAGAGAGCGCUCAAAAAGACUUGCAAAAUAUGUUUGGGUGCGAUGUCGCGUUGCAGCUCCACGUAAAAUUUAGCAAGUCCAAGCAACGGAGAGCACAGAGUGGCGCCGAAUACAAUCUAGGAGAGGUGAGCCAGUCCGUCCUCUGACGGGCAGGACAUACGUCCGCAGGACUMACACCGYARAUCGAUAUGUGAUACAAGUAAWCAU
Pseudo-nitzschia multistriata is the source of this 1545-nucleotide messenger RNA. Lineage: Eukaryota; Bacillariophyta; Bacillariophyceae; Bacillariales; Bacillariaceae. The record is from the annotation of a GenBank genome assembly.